Colletotrichum navitas is the source of this 895-nucleotide messenger RNA. RefSeq lists its product as uncharacterized. The transcript is spliced from 3 exons. The coding region runs from base 206 to 817 and encodes 203 amino acids. The record is from RefSeq and is a predicted model, not a curated record. Lineage: Eukaryota; Fungi; Ascomycota; Sordariomycetes; Glomerellales; Glomerellaceae.
CGUGCGACGCAACCGUUAUUCCUCGCGAGCAAGCCGCACCGGCAGACUGGGAUCCAUUAUGGCCAAAGCGGGCUUUUGAGGGGGCCUUCCAUUCACACACAAUCAAAACAAUGGACAACAACUCCAUUCAGGAUCAAGCGACAUGGUGCCAUCCGUACGAUGACAUGCUCACUGGACCAUUUCGGCCCCUCCUCUCUCAAGCGUCAUGAGGGAAAGACGACUGGGGCAUUCCAGCUAUCACCUAGCGAACACGCGCCACACUUGCACCAUCUCACAAGACUUUGAGGCGACAACCUUUUCCAUGCAGGGUCAAGAGAAGAGGGCACAUGCAGUGGCGUAUUCCGGGCAAUGCCUUGCCAUCAGGGCUGACCUGUACUGGCAGCUGUUAUUGGCCUUUGGUUGCAGGGAGGCCGACAGAGCCAGUCCCAGCUGGAGCCUGGGCCAGCUGCCGGCCCGGCCGUGGAUGGCGUCGUUCCUUGCAGUUUGGCCGCGCCAUCGCUCUGAGCCGGCCGCGCCCUUAGUUUCUCGAAAUAUCUCCGUUUCCUUGUUUGUCGCUACUGCACCUCAACGUAUCCAGUUCUAUUUGCACAAUGCUGUGGCGUUAACCAUCCCGACGAUAUCCACAACAACGCAUGAGAGAGGGACCCAGCAUACACGAUAUCAAGGUGCGGUCGACUUGGUCAAUUGGAGCGCUUUGGUGGGCAGUGCAAACCCGCGCAAGUGGACGUGUGAGAGUGUCGGCAGGCGAAGUACGACGUCUCUUUGUCAUUCGUGGCAGCCCUUUGGUGAGAGGGUGACGAGAGGGAUUGUUUCCUGAGAGUUUUCUUUUCUUGUUCAACGACGUUGCCAUGAAAGGAAUGGGACUCGGGUUUCUUUGACGCCGCUGUCUCUCAAC